CGUUAGCCAUAUUUUUCCGGUAAAUAAAGUAAAAUUUCGUGCAGUUUGUUGUUGUGCAAAACAAACUUUUUGGCUUUAAUCACAGCAGGAAUUGUCCUAAAUCAUGUCGAAGGGUGCAAAAAAGGGUGAAAAGGUCACAAAGGAGGAGGAGGUUGUUAAAAUAAACAAAUGGGAUGGAUCAGCGGUGAAGCAUGCAAUUGAUGACUCCGUCAAGACUGCCCUGCUGGAGAAGAAUUGCGAGGAGCACUUUGGGCUGGUUGAUGGGCGAUUGUUCAUCUGCAGCUUAGCCGUCAUUGUGGCUCUCGUGGCACUGGGGUGGGAUCACAAGUACCCCUUUCCGCAGUCAAAGCCCGUCCUCAUCAUCUGCGUGGCAUCGUACUUUGUCCUCAUGGGCAUCCUCACGCUCUACACGACCUUCUACGAGAAGGGCAUCUUCGCCGUGGCCGUGCAGAAGGACGGGAAGGGGACGAAAGUGUGGCAGGCCAGCAGUGAGAUGAAGAAAUACGACGACAAGUACUGCCUGAGUCUCACCGUGAAGGAUUCCCGUGGUGUCCGGGAGGCAUCUAUCGUGAAAUCCUGCGCAAAUUACAUCGACACCAAUGGUGUGGUGCUCAAUGAUCUCGUUGCCAAUGAGCUGACACGCCUCUACAAUUCCCUAAAUGCUGAGAAAAAGGACAAAUAAGAUGUCCCACAAUCAACAAAAUAGAUAUUUUUCCUUCAUUUCCAAAUUCCUUUCUCAAAACACACUGAAAAGAAAAACAAAUAAUAAACGAUUUGAAGAAAACUUUCAAUCUCAAAAA
Messenger RNA from Lutzomyia longipalpis, 800 nucleotides. It is a transcript of the gene Spase25, whose product is annotated as signal peptidase complex subunit 2. The record is from RefSeq and is a predicted model, not a curated record. Lineage: Eukaryota; Metazoa; Arthropoda; Insecta; Diptera; Psychodidae. The coding region runs from base 104 to 682 and encodes 192 amino acids. The transcript is spliced from 2 exons. Gene Ontology annotation, biological process: protein targeting to ER. Gene Ontology annotation, cellular component: signal peptidase complex; membrane.